Molecule: messenger RNA, 918 nt
Organism: Paramecium sonneborni
Lineage: Eukaryota; Ciliophora; Oligohymenophorea; Peniculida; Parameciidae
Source: the annotation of a GenBank genome assembly
AUGAGUGAUUAAUAAUAGAAAGGUGAAAGUCAAGAUAAUUCUAGUUUGGAAUCCUCUUAAGAUGAAUAAUAAUAGAAAACAAUAAAACCUGCUGAAUUAAUUCUACUUCCAAAAGUUUAUUCUCAAUCUCUUAAUAAUGAAUAACCAUCAACAAGAGAAGAAAGAAAAAUAAAAUAAUAUUUAUAACGUAUAAGAGAAUAAGAGCGUUUAGAGGAAGUAUGUUUCUUUUAAAUUUAGAUUGAUAAAGGCUGCCACUUUAAAAAAGAAGCGAUUUAAAGUAAAAUAUCAUAUUAAAUAUUUUCAGGCAAACCCGCCAUAAAAAUAACAGGAUAAUUUAGAUUUGGCAAUAAAUGCAGAAAAUGGAGAUGAAGAAGGAAGGUAUAGAUUAUUUUGUCUAAACAUUAGUUUAUUGACAGCCCCAGCUAUACAAAUAAAUCCUUAAGUAUUGUAAACAGAACAAUAAUCUGAAAUACAAACAUAAUAAUUAAAGAUGAGACUAAAUCCAAAAUUAAAAAUAAAAGUAAUCUUGAAUUAUAACUAUAGGAAAAACAUCAUGUUUAUAUUUAUUUAGCAAAUUGUUAAGAUCAAAGUUUAGAAGGAUUUUAGUAAUUAACAUCUAAAGCAACUUAAUUUUAUUCACCUUAAAAAUAACUCAAAGAAUAAUCAAGUUUAAAUCAAAUAAAUUAAGAUGUAUUUUAAGAAACAACCAUCAUUAUUAAAAACAUAAAAAAUCAAUAUUAAUAAUAUAUGGAUUAAAUCACUCAUGCAAACUUAAAUGAUUAGAAAGACUUCUUUAUCAAAUAUUUAGAUAAAAAGUACAUAGAAACUGUACUUAGAGAUAGUAAAAUGUAGAUUUAAAGAAAAUAAAUAAAUGAUAAACAACCAUUAAUUGGAAAGUAGAUUCCAAAAAAAUAUUGA